UUGCUUUUUCUUCUUGCCUUUUGUCUGUGAACUCAAAAGUGAAGUACAAGCAACUAAUUAUCUUCUCGUCAUUCCAACUGAAAAAACCAGUGUACUUUUGACUUACUAACAUGGAACCUGCAGUGUUUUGGCACACCUGCUUAACAAUUUGUAUCUUCUUUUCUGGUUUCAUGGUGUCAUGUCAUCAAACAGAAAAUCCAAACCAAGUUUCAUUGUCAAGCAAUUUCUUGUUUGGAACGGCCUCUUCAUAUUACCAGUAUGAAGGAGCUUUCCUCAGUGAUGGGAAAGGCCUCAGCAACUGGGACGUUUUUACUCAUGAAGCUGGUCAUGUUAAGGAUGGAAGCAAUGGAGAUGUUGCUGUUGAUCACUACCAUCGUUAUUUGGUAAUGCUCAGCCUUUUUUUGUUUUUUUUAAAUGCUUCAAAAAUUAAGUAAUUUCUGAAAAUACAG
Molecule: messenger RNA, 449 nt
Organism: Nicotiana tabacum (common tobacco)
Lineage: Eukaryota; Viridiplantae; Streptophyta; Magnoliopsida; Solanales; Solanaceae
Source: RefSeq, a predicted model, not a curated record